AUGAGCUCGGAAAAGCCUAGGAUUGGCAUAGGGGGCAGAUGGAUUCAGGACCGCCGGCAGUCCAUCUGGAGGGAGCACAAGUGGAAGCCAUCGCUCCGAGACGGACACACAGCCAGUUCAGUAGUCACGAGGCCUAGCGAACCACGAUCGGCACUCAGGCCGCGCUAUCAGCACGAGAUCCCGAGCAAUUCAUCCAUCGCAGGGAUUCAAUAUUCAACAUUGGCGCCCGCGAGAGAUCAGAAGUCAGAAGCGCAUUUGCUUAACACAGUUCAAAGUAGACGCGUUCGGAGCGCAUACGCGGAAGUAAAAGACAUCAGAGAAGCAUCACGGGAAAUCCCGGGAGGUUCUGAAUCGUCCUCUACGCUCCCACGCAUCCCCAUUGGCCCCCUACAUGUACGAUCCAGGUCAGGGCGCCUAGCUUUUUUCUUUCCCGUGUUUACUGAGAUUUGUGGCAUCGUCGCGCCGUUACGGCGGAUCUCAUCGGAAUUGACAGCAGUUGCGCCUGUCACGGAUGGUUGCUGUACGACAUCGCCGACGGGAGUCAGGAACGCGUCCGGCUUCACAACGACAGCGAAGGCGGGGCUUCGGAGGCUCGGGGGUCGGCGUGACAGCCCUGACCAGUCGUUUCUGAGCUUGGGAAGGGAAUUGAAGAGGUGCGGCGUACUACCGCACGACUUAUCAGAUAAGCCGCAACAGAUCCCUCCCCAACUUCGUGUUGGGCAGAAUCAGAUCGAGCUCAGCAUUGACAGCCCACCAUUCACUCCGAAGACCCAGAGGUGCAAACCGUCGUGCCGAGGAGGCGAGGUUGCUAGGAGGGCCCAUGCACCGGAGGUAGCAGUGACUGCCGACGACCUCGAGUUGCGAAUUUUACUCGAUAGCGUGCGCCUCGACUUCCUCGCUUCCAUGUUUCACAUUCCCGGCUGCGCCGCUGAAAUUCGAUGGGGCGGCAUUCAUUUCCCCCAGGCCACAAGCUUCGGAGCACCACCAAACCUUGUAGCCGCGUUUGAGGAUUCGCCCCUCAAUACCACUGUCCUCCACCAAAUUGCUGGACACGUCGAGCAACACGAGCCAGGUUUCUCAGCCCCUGGAACGCGCCAUACAACUGCGGGAGUCUGGACCAAGCGCGGGGGACCAUUCGUCUACACCAAGGCACCACCCGCUGUUGGAGCUACGGCGAGCUCCCUGGACCGACGGCAAAUGGCGAAUCUUGUUGUAUCGAACCUAAGCUUACUUGACCUCUCCCGGAAUUUGUCGAAGAGAAUUUUCAUCGGCCGACAAUACAAAGGAGCCGCUAAUGUGGGCUACUGCGCCGGUUCCGCUGCUACCCAUUCUGAUCAUACCGUGUCUGUCGGCAGGGUUGAUGUCUCUGCGUAUCGCAAGGAUUCCCAAGGAUUAUAUGUGUCCAAGCAAUGUCUACAGUUCAACCAUGUUAGUCGCGAUGUUUUUCCAGCGUCGCCUGCGGAUCGCCCAUUUUAUGGAUUCCCUGGGGCUAUCAUGGGCGACUUCUUUUCCUGUUAUAUGUUGAAGACUGAUGAGGCCAAUAUCAGGUAUGGAUGGCUUAGGGAGGGAUGGGGUUAUCACCUAAUUGGAGGGCGGUGCGCAGGGCCCAGCAGAUUGGGCAUAUCAAUCACUGGCAGUCAAGUCUGGGAUCACGAUUCGGUCAUCUUAUACGGAUUCGCAGUCAUCGACUCGGAAGUUCCGGGGUUGACGUUCAGCCAGUGCUUCUAUUUCUUCUGGCAUGAACGUGAUGACCACAACUCCCGGCGCCCCGAGCCCGGCACGACUGCUGAACUUACGAUAAGAUGUGGUAACCUGACCUUCAAGGUUCAGACGGGAGGGUCCAGCCAGGGAUCUGUCAGAGCCACCCUCGAGUCACAUGGAAUAUGGACGUCGCUACCCAAGCUCAUUUACUGCGGCACGCCUAUCCAGAUGCGAAGGGGAGGGAACUCGCAGUUCGUAGGCAAUUAA
Molecule: messenger RNA, 1968 nt
Organism: Gloeophyllum trabeum ATCC 11539
Lineage: Eukaryota; Fungi; Basidiomycota; Agaricomycetes; Gloeophyllales; Gloeophyllaceae
Exons: 16
Coding region: 1-1968 (655 amino acids)
Source: RefSeq, a predicted model, not a curated record